UUUUGUGAGCAGGGAAUGGGGUGUCAGGAGCAGCCAGGUUGGCUUUCCAAACUCUUAAGCUUACACUCUCAAGUGCCUAAGCUCCACAGUCUGAAGCAAUGCAGUUGGGUCUGCCCCCGCACCAGCUACAGCUGCACGAACUUCCGCACCAGCCUCUGCCCGAUCGCGGUUAGUGGCAUUGGCAACACCUGUAGCAGCCUCCACUCCUACAGUCACCCUUACAACCUCCAACUGAUUCCACCAGCUAAGGUCUGCUUGAUGCCUCCAAGCGCUCCAGAAUGGAACGACGAGAAGAUGCCGAUGGUUCACAGCCCGCUCCCUCCACCGUACCAGGACAUGCCUCACCAGGGACCCCCACCACAGCAGCAGGCAUUUGGAUAUCCAGCACAAUGUGCAGGUGCAGGAUAUAAUCAGCCACCGGCUUUCAUGAACCAACAGCAUCCAGCUCAGCCUCACACUGUCACUGUCCAGCCCACUGUUUACGUGGCUCAAGCUCCUCUGAACCCAGUGAAAGAUUACAUGGGUUACUCCAUCUUCACCCUGCUCUGCUGCUGUCUGCCACUUGGAAUUGCUGCACUCAUCCACUCCAUCAAUGCCCGCGAAGCAAACUUUUCUGGGGACCGGAUGAGGGCAGAGAGAAACAGCAGAACAGCCAAGACCCUGAACCACGUGGCUCUGGGAAUCGGGCUUCUUAGCUUAACCCUGAUGAUUGUCUAUAUCGUGGUCAUAGUCGUCCAAGCCACCAGAUACCCGAGAUACCACUAUGGGUACAAAUGAGGCUACCCACACCUUAAAGGAAUCUUAUCUGUUUUUGACUAUUGAACUUUCUUUUUUUUAUAACUCCUCUGUUGUUUCUCUGUAGUGAUGCUAAAAUAACUUUUAAAGCAUGAGAACAAAGGAGCCAUUGUGGCAGCUUCCUAAUAUCCUGUUUUGGCUUAAUCUGUAAAGAUCUACAUUACUGCAUUGGUGCUGUGAGUGCCUGUUUUGCAUUUUCAAUUUUCUUUCUUUGGAUCCCUUUCAUUAAAACAUUUUUUAAAGCAU
Molecule: messenger RNA, 1041 nt
Organism: Oryzias melastigma (Indian medaka)
Lineage: Eukaryota; Metazoa; Chordata; Actinopteri; Beloniformes; Adrianichthyidae
Product: proline-rich transmembrane protein 1
Exons: 4
Coding region: 16-777 (253 amino acids)
Cellular component (GO): membrane
Source: RefSeq, a predicted model, not a curated record